This is a messenger RNA of Synchiropus splendidus (mandarinfish), 6208 nucleotides long. RefSeq names its product transcription factor 20. NCBI's taxonomy places the organism in Eukaryota, Metazoa, Chordata, Actinopteri, Syngnathiformes, Callionymidae. Gene Ontology annotation, biological process: regulation of transcription by RNA polymerase II. The coding region runs from base 347 to 2878 and encodes 843 amino acids. The record is from RefSeq and is a predicted model, not a curated record. Gene Ontology annotation, cellular component: nucleus. The transcript is spliced from 6 exons.
UGACGAAUGGCAGCUCAAAUAAAACUGAUAUAAUACUAUUAAGGGUUCAAGUUGCCAGCAUUAGCCGCAGUGACUGGGGCAGACGUGUUUCUUCACUGUUAUUGGACUGAUAAUCUCACUUGACAGGACGAACUAUCCGAAACAUUCAAGGAUAUCAUCGGUCAAUUUUAAAUACGAAACUAUUUUGGGUUACUCCUUUCUUAUUGUCCGUUUUUAUAACUCAGGAGAAAUCACAAAAUUCACUAAGCGGUGAAGCGUAGGCAGGAAUGAGAGGCCCAGUUAGCCGUUAGCUGCCGUGUUGCUAAGCUAAGCAACAUUAGCGGCGGUACUAGCCCUCGGUGCUGUGAUGGAGCAGCCUCCUGGGGACCUGAAUGAUCUCCAACCUCAGGACGUCUCCAAUACCAGCAUACCAGCUGCUCUUGACCUGACAAGAAAGGCUGACUUGAACAAAACCAAGGAUGCUCUCCGUGUGGUCAGAAGCCCUGGCUGGCACCAAAGCACUGGGACCAAUAACACUAGUAUAUCCUGCUCUAAGACCAGCACCACCGAUGUGGCCCUCCAACCAGCGACACAAGUUAAGCCAGACAAUGCCUUCUCCCGCACUACAGUCACCCUCUCCUAUGUGAGCAGGUCUCAUAUCUACCCCAGUGUGGACGCUCAGUCUGAAGAUCCGUCUCUCUGCACUGCACCGCCCGACAGCACGGUGUCCCUGCAGUCUCCAAGUGAGGCAAAGAAGGAUGUCUGUGAGAAUGGGUUUCAUUCUGAGCACACUGCAGGCCUUGCCAUGUCUCCUGAUGAGAUACAGCAAACAUUUCAAUGGUUAAAUGGUGACGAGCAUCAUUCUGUGACCACAGAUGGGAAACACACAAGAACUCCUGAGAUGGGCAGGAUAGCUGGAGAAGAUGCGCUUGCCAAAUCUUCCAAUGCGGCUCCAGCAUGUUUCACAGAGAAGGAUAAAAGGACCAGGGAAGUCAAUGUGCCUUUGCUAUCCUCUAUGAACCAUGACUGUGGGGCUGUCCCAGACAAUGUCGCAACCAGAGAAUUGUGUUCUCUUCGAAAGAAGUCCACCAGUCCUCUGGAGGACCCUCUGUCCCCAUCUGCCACCCCCCUUGAUAAUAUGGACGCCGUUUUUGUCCUGCCACAGGCAUCUAGUUCACCCAAUACAGUCAGCUCCUUAUCGGAGACUGCAAAUGCAGUCAAGGGAACCGAAGAACUAAAAUCCAGUAUGAAAGAUGAAACCCCAGAUUCCAGAAUUCUGAAGAGAAGCCGGAGGCAAAAGUUGCCUUCAAACAAUUUCUGUGAUUUCACAGAUGAAAUGUUCCUGUUUGGGACUGAGGAAGAAGAACACGAGCCAAAGGUUAAUGGAAAUGCAAAAACACAACAGAGAAAUUGGCAAGUGAAGAAGCUGCCUGUCCGCUCCGGUAGAGGGAUGCGCUUAGAAACUAUGAACUUGGAUUCCCUCACUGUUGUGUCCCAACAAGUUCAAUGUAAUAAGGCUGUAACUCAGAAAAAAAGAGCUGAGUUAAAAAGAAAAACUCAAACACCAAUAGAAAAGACAACUGGAAUUUUGCUGACAGACACUCAAACUGACACUUUAGAAAAUUCUACCUCUGAUUCUGCAGUCGUCUCUCAGACAGAUCAAGCUAUUGCUGACAUGUCCCCAAAAAUGUCUCAGGUUGCUGUUCAUAAAACCUUAAGGAAAGAGUCAGAAUGUCUUUCAGCGAAUGCCCCUUCAGAGACAGUGAGUACAUCGAAAACUUCCCCAGCAACACCUCGUGCUUCUCCAAAGAAACAGUCAAAGUCACCUAGAGGUAAGGUGACUGCUCAGAGGUCCUCAUCCACACCCAAGACCAAGGCUGCUAAAACUCCAAGGAGACGACGAAAGAGGCUAAAACAGAGCCCUUCCUCCUCCAUGUUUGCUCCUAAGGAGCCGGACAUCCAGUUGAAGUAUGUUAACUUCAAGGAGGAGAAAAGAGAUUAUCGUUUGUCAAACUUCUCUCCAUUUAUUCACGUGGAACGGCGUCCCUCCUCCACAUCUCUGUGUACAGUGGUCAAUGAGCCUGAGGAGAUGAAGCCACAGCAGCUACAGAAGAGUCAGAGGCAGCAGAGUAGUCAGGCCAGCACCUUCGUGUCUGCCACUGUACCUAGCACUUCUUGUCUGCAGCUGGGCCGGGUGUCAACUCAGGGUCAGAGCCUGCGUUCUUUUGUCUGUUGUCUCUGUCAGCUGCCUGCAAAUACUAUGGACCUGGGAGAUCUUCUUGGCCCGUAUUAUUCUGAGGGAUAUCAGCCUGGCACCAGCACACCAGCCUGUACGCCGGGUCUCCAAGAAGACAAGGAUGACUGGAGCGACUCUGACUCCUCCUACAGCUGUCUCAGCACCAAGAGAGGGAAGUGUGCUGUACCACGUGCAUCAAGGCCAUCCAGGCCAACCAUGCUGCAGAAGCAUACGGGUCCAUCUCAGUUCUGCCACUUGACUCAGGAUGACUGUGACAGCCCAGUGGCUAAGAGGCCCAGGACUGAUGCUGGGGCUGCAGAUGUGCGGGAUUGGUACAGCCCACCUGUGUUGCCAAUGCAGUCUUGUGAGUACUGGCUGCAUGUAGACUGUGGGAUCUGGGCCACUGGAGUGUUCCUGGUGAGGGGAAAGGUCUACGGUCUGGAGGAAGCUGUGAAGGUCGCUCAGGAGACUAUGUGCUCAGCUUGCUGCAGCAGAGGCGCCACACUGGGCUGCUUCUUUAAAGGUUGUCCGAAUAAAUACCACUACAGAUGUGCUCUGCAGUCAGACUGCAUUCUUAUAGAGGAGAAUUUCUCAAUGAAGUGUAAGAAGCACAAGAACAAGACACUCAACGGCCCGGCAGGAAAAUGCCAGAACAAGAGGUGAUGAAAUCAGUCGAGGCCUCUUCUGACCUAAAAGAUCGAGUGACGUUUUGCACCCAUCCACCUUAACUCCCACGCCCCCACGGGCUGCCUGUGCGACGUAUCUGAUGAACUUUUAUUUAUACACUUACAAAUUAAAUAAGAGAACAAUCAAAUGUAUUUAAUUUUGGGUUAUUUAUUCAUGAGCAGAGUGGAAAUAGUUUGUACUUUUAAGUUAUUGUGUACGGAACUCUCAUGCCAAUGAAUGAAUGACAUUGUUGGAGACUGUAGGGUAAAACGUUGUCACUUCCGAUGAUGCCCAACAUCGCUUGUGUUUAUGAAUGUAUCCUGCAGGAAAGCACUUUGGCGCGAACAUGUCCCCCUACGAGCUGAACAUAUCUGCUUCUAGGUGCUUGUUUUCACAUUUUCUGCCUGACUUUUACAUUUUUAAGAUAUUUUAGCUCUGACAUCCUUUCGCCUGCCGGGGUUCAGAGGAGGGCCUGCAACUGAAGCAGCCUUUGUUUACAGGUUAUUUUCAUUUGAAGCUGCAAAGUUUUUGCAUGCAUUGAUCUGGUGUUCACAGCGGUUGGGUUAACAGUGACUGGAGACAGUUGUCAUAGUUGACCGGUGGAGAAUUGAUUUAGUGAGAUGACAUCAUCGCUGCACUGCCUCAUUUACAUGACUAGCUUGGUUCACCGGUCUGAAGAUGUCUUGAACAACAUCCUGACUGAAAUGCCCGCCUGCUGUGCUCCUCCCUCCCCCAACCGUUCACCGUACACUCUCAUCUGUGCUGCUUCACCUGUGAAGAGGGAACAUUAGUAGUUACCGCUGGUUUAGCUAUGCGCCUCUUCUAAUGGACUGGUGUCUGACUGUUAUCAGGAGUCGCACCCAUCGACCUCAGCUCACCUGCCAGUGUUACUGCCAUCUUUGUUUUCUGUUUUUAGACGUUGAACUGAGCUGAUGACACCAAAUUUGAAUGAAUUGUUCAAUUCAGAUCAGUUUGCAUUGCAGCAAACACAGUUACAGUGUUUUAUUUUCAUAGCUAACACGUUUGUGUGUUGCGGCUGUGUCGAUCUCAGGGCUGAAUAUGAAUGAUUUCCUUUCAUUUUUGUAAUUGAAACCCAACCUGACAGUGAACACCGGGUUCUGUAAGACUCCUGACAUUCCAGUGCCUCCUCAUGUAACCGAGGUCAUGAGCUCCUGGUUCUGCCUUUUUUUUUCUUUUAACAUCUUGUUUGUUUUUAGCUUUUACAUGUUGUUGGCUCCUCCCUGGUGACAUCCCAGGCAGAUUAAAUUCUUUCAUUCAUUCUUCUGACUUCCAAGUGCCUGUUGUUUAGUGUAACUUUUAUCUUGGAGACUUGUGGAACUCCUCGGGCUGCCCUGAUGGUUCACUUACCAUAGUGAGGCCUUAAGUCACGUGUCAUCUAUCGUUGAGUUAGCUGUUUGCCUUGAGACAUCAAUUCCUAUUUGACUCCCUUGUCAGCCAGAUUUGGACCCCUUCACCUCGACUGGUCCACCAGUCUCCCUCACAGUGGGUUCCUCGAUAAGCCUCUCACACUCAACCAUUAACUGACGUCACUUGUGGCCAGACUUUUGUAUGGGAAUAACCACACCGAACCAAACGGGCGCUCAAUUCCUCAUUAUUAUUACUACCUUCAACAACAAGUUGACUGUUUGGUUUCCAGAAAGCCACUUGUGAUGUGAAAACAGCUAUCCUGUCAGGGCUCCCCCAUCUUGUUCUCCCCUGGAGGGGAGGACCUCUGACACGUCAUCCAGAUGAAUAGAGAACUAUUUGGGCCUGAUGACUACAGCCCAAGUCAAAUCUGUCAGUCAUUGAUUAUUAUUGUUAUUAUCUUCUUUUUUUUUGCUGUAGUCAUUAAAAACAAGUAUAAGGUACUUAUCAAUGUUAGCCAUUGAUUUUCAAUGUAUUGAUUCAUACUGAAAUGUAUGUAAUGUACGAAACUUGCUAUUGUUAUGCCUUUAUAAAAAUGGUAUUCACUUGCAUAGACAUUUGUAUUUCUGCAUAUUUGUUCAGAAAUAUGAACAAAUAUGCGCUUCACGCCAAUAUGCAGUAUUGACCAGUUUAAUUUCUCACCCGUGCGAUGAUUUAUAAGGAACACAUUUUGGGUUUUUAGUUUUAGAAAACAAAUCCAGGACCAGUAAUUCUUCGACAACAAUUUAUUUUUUGAACAAGUGAAUUUCAGUUUACAGGAAGACAUUUGAAUUGCAAAGACAAAAGGAGAAAGUGGUGCUCUGUGCCUUGCUGGAGAAUGUACCAUUUUAAAUCUGGUGUCUCGGCCAGAGCCUGUUGAAAAGGAACGUUGAGGCUGCAAUAUAAAUUUAGUCUGCGUUAUGGGGGUCAUGCAUUUCCAUAAUAACAUGUUUCCCGUCCUCCAUGUCGGGUAGUCGAAAGACUGUGUGAUGAUGAAGGUGUCUGAAAUAUAUAGAGUCUGGAAAAGACAAUUUCUCAAUUAGGUAUCAUAGAAAUGUCACUAUUUUGAGGUGCCUCGGGGUUCGCACGAUGCCAUACACACGCCACAAAACCAUUGGUAUAGCGUUGAUGUUUAAUGAUUUAUCAUUUGGAAAGCCUUUCACUGCUUCCCUUUCUGCCACUAAAACCUGCAUCACAUUAAAUGCUGUUUGUCAAAUUCUGAAUUAUGGGAGCUGGCUGGAGAGGGAGGGUGACAAAGAGGUCGAGUGACCACAGUCAUGUGAAGCCCGCAACAGUGCAACACAGUGUCGGUGUCAGGAAGGCUCUUUGUUUCAGUGGGAGGGUCACGAUGAGGUCAGAGAUGAUCACAAGACGGAGUCGCCAUCGUCACCGAUCCAGGACUGGUCCGGGAAGGAAGUGUGCUCUCUACUGCCCCGAUUCCUACACAUUUUAGCUGUUGAGCGGAUGUUUUUGAACUGUAGCAAAAGUGGCAAAACACCAUCUUGAACAUUAAGUGAUCCAUGUAGUCAUGCUUUUUUUUCUCCAGUUUCUUAAAUGUGGCAAGAUGACACUACAACAAUAACAGCUAACACAAACAUACACAGAGGAGAAACUAAUCCAGAUUUUAGCCCUAGAAUGUCUUGGGAGUUUCAAACAGGGGGAUGUCACUCUAAGACAUGAUACAAUAAACACAUCACUACCAAAUCGUUUUGCCUGAAAGUUGUUCAUAUGUUCUGAAAGAAUCUCAUGCACCACAAAAAAAACCCCUCAGUUUCAAAAUCUUUUUUUCUUCUUCCUCUAUGUCGGUUCUAUUGUCGUAUUUUCGCCUGUGAACACAAAUGUGGGAGAAGUUCUUAAAGCAGCAACAUACCUAGGAGAACAGCCCACAAUAUUCACGAGGUAUUUCACUGUGGAUAGUUUCAC